Molecule: messenger RNA, 2640 nt
Organism: Styela clava
Lineage: Eukaryota; Metazoa; Chordata; Ascidiacea; Stolidobranchia; Styelidae
Product: sodium/hydrogen exchanger 9B2-like
Biological process (GO): proton transmembrane transport
Cellular component (GO): membrane
Molecular function (GO): antiporter activity
Source: RefSeq, a predicted model, not a curated record
AUCCUAUAGAUCCGAUCAAUAAUAAAAAUGCCUUUGACGAGAACUACCGAAUCCUCUGUGAAUUUGUUUGACCAUUUUCACCGGCGGGACUCUGGUGUGUCCGAUAUGGCUAGCCAUCUAAGUCACACGGAUGAGCAUGCUGGGGUUUAUCAUAUCCACACAUCACCACUCCACUAUGAUGGUGGAGAUAAUAAAUUUUACUCAACUGAAAACAUUAUUGCAGUCAUACCAGAAGAACCGGAGGUAAAUGAGGAAGAAGAGAAAAUACCAUGUUGGAAGGAUGUCUACCUAAAAUUAUGUCCUCCUCGCGGCCCCACUGGAAAAUGGCUUUCUUGGAGUCUCAUUUGUUUGACACUCUUUGGUAUGACAUGGUCUCUAGCACCGAAACACAUGUGUCCAAAUGAAAACAUAUUUGGAUUGUUCGUGACCAUAUUACUCUGCUUCGUUGCGGAAAUUGGAAUUGCAAAAAUUCCAACCUGUCACGGGUUUCCCCCUUUACCGAAGCUCUUGGCUUCUCUUUUGAUGGGAGUUAUGUUGGCAAACCUACCACCGCCUGUGAAUUUUGCUGAAUAUAUACAUCCACACUGGAGUUGGAGCCUGAGAACCUUGGCGUUGGCAGUUAUUUUAACCCGGGCCGGACUAGAACUUGAUCCCAAAGCCAUGGAAAAAGUGAAAUGGGCUGUCGUUCGACUUGCUUUUCUUCCGUGUCUUGGUGAAACAUGUAUGAUCGGAAUAUUUGGUCAUCUUAUAAUGGGAUUUCCCUGGGAGUGGAGUUUUAUGCUUGGAUUUUUGAUUGCUGCGGUAUCACCAGCCGUUGUCAUUCCAUCCUUGAUAUUGCUUCAAGAGAAAGGGUUAGGAUGCGAAAAGGGAGUUCCGUCUUUGGUAAUGGCUGCAUCAGGCAUUGACGACGUUUUAGCAAUAGCGGGCUUCACUGUUCUUCUCGGCAUAGCAAUGCCUACAAAACUCGAGGAAGCGAUCAUUGGAGAAUCGCCUCAUCCACCACCACAUCAUACCACACAGGCUCCAGAAUUACGACUGUUCGAAGGCAACGGAAGUGACAGCUUCACAACUGCCUACAUGGACACAACAAUGGUGGAUUUUACAAAUACCACAGCUAUGCACCAAAGUGGAGGAGGACAUAGCAAAGCUGGGUUGGAGUUGCUGGGAGCACUGGUAGAAGUGGUGAUUGGAAUUGCUGCCGGACUUGUGUGCGGGUUUCUCAUCUCGUAUGUGCCUCCUAAAGAUAUGAAACAUAAGAGCUUUGUUCGUGGAUCUUUGCUUCUCAGUAUUGGCGUAUUUGCCGUUUUUGCAUCAGAUUUCUGGGGAAUUCCUGGAUCCGGCGCUCUGUGGGCGUUGGUGACGUCGUUCGUUGCGUCAUUUCACUGGAAGGACGAAUGUAAACCGCUAGAAGUUGCCUGGCAUUACAUGUGGAUCGUAUUUCAACCAAUUUUAUUUGGAUUAACUGGUGCGACCGUUCAAGUCGAUAUGCUUGAUGGACAAACUGUUGGACUUGGAAUGUCGGUUCUUAGCCUCGGCCUGCUAGCAAGAAUGUGCGUUAGUACCAGUGUAACUUGGGGUCUCAAUUUCAAUCUUCGUGAAAAAGCUUUUGUCACAAUUGCUUGGAUUCCAAAAGGAACAGUCCAGGCGGCUUUAGGAUCAGCAGCGCUCGAUGCUGCACUGACACUUCAUCGGUCGCCACAAGAAAUAAAAUGGGGCGAGCAGGUCUUGGUUCUUGCGGUAUUGGUAACGUUGAUUACUGCUCCUGUUGGAGCAUUUGGGAUAAGUAUCAGUGGACCUAAAUUGCUGUCGGGUCCCGAGGCGAGAGGCAUCGACAACCAUGCAUUGGACGUGAGCGAUGAAGUGGAGGCACAAAGAAAAAGUGAAGACGACUCAGUUACUUCAGAUGACUCAGGAACUCACAAACAUUCAACACAAAAGCAUUUUGCACGAAAAAUAAGAAUAAGUGAAUGUGACGGAGGUUCCUUUAGCGAUGACGAUUCUUAUGACACAAGUAUUUGAUAUAUAUAGUUGAGAUCACAUUUAUUUUGACCCGAGCAAUAUCUCCCAUUCAAUCCAGAACUGGGAUCAUACAUUUUGCGGAAAAGUCAAAUUAUCACUGUGAGUGUAGGCUUUGCAUUUAGAAUUUCGCGCAAUGCAUUUCACUUAUAUGCGGUGCAUGAAAGUGAGGCUGAAGUUGUGGUAGCAAUGUAGUAAAUUGAAUAACUAUCUUUUUAAGCAGAUUGUUGGUGAUUAAGUUCUUAUUUAUUACAGUUUUAAUAGAAUGAUAAAAACAUGUGAUGAAUAAAAUAUGCAAAACACGUUAUAUGAUUUAUUAUUCGGUGAAAUGGUCAUUUUCAGUGUACCUGUUAAAUAGUAGUAUGUUGCACUGAAAAAAUAUUCGUGGUCUGUAAUAUGUUUCAUGAUAAUUCUUUCACUUCUACAUUUCAAGGGAAUACUAACAAGUAAAAUUGUAAUCUUUACAUCAUUUCAGGACGGAAAUCGACAUUCUAUACUUAUGCAUGUGUAUUAUCGCCAAAGCCCAUAUAUAUAUAUAUAUAUACUUAUAUAAUAUCCAUUAUUUUCGACAGGGGAAGCAGAAUAGAAUACAGAAUAUACCAAACUUAGUACAGGAAAUUUUUU